Molecule: messenger RNA, 1359 nt
Organism: Vanderwaltozyma polyspora DSM 70294
Lineage: Eukaryota; Fungi; Ascomycota; Saccharomycetes; Saccharomycetales; Saccharomycetaceae
Gene: FUI1
Product: uridine permease
Exons: 1
Coding region: 1-1359 (452 amino acids)
Biological process (GO): transmembrane transport; nucleobase transport
Cellular component (GO): plasma membrane
Molecular function (GO): nucleobase transmembrane transporter activity
Source: RefSeq, a predicted model, not a curated record
AUGUACCAUAUUUCAUUUCCAAUUGCAUCUCGUAUCACCUACGGUACUUAUUUUUCCAUCUGGGUUGUCAUAAAUAGAGUUGUCAUGGCCUGUGUUUGGUUUUCAACUUUAGGUUGGUUAGGUGGUGAUUGUGUUCAAUUAAUGUUGAGAUCAAUUUUCACUAAUAACUUAGAAAAAAAAUUAGGUGAUACCAUACCUGACCCUGAUUUGGAUAACUAUCAAUUCAUGUGUUUCAUGAUCUUCUGGGCUGUCACUUUACCAUUCUUAUGGUUUCCACCUCAUAAGCUUCGUCAUCUUUUUGCCGUUAAAUCGUGUAUUACCCCAUUUGCAGCUUUUGGUUUCCUGAUUUGGACUUUAAAGAAAGCAGAUGGUAACUUGGCAUUAGGUAACUUGAGUGGUACUGGUAAGCUAAGCAGCUCUGCAACUGCUUGGGCUGUCAUUAGAUCUAUCAUGAGUGCCAUGGACAAUUUCUCUACCUUAAUUUUAAAUGCAUCUGAUUUCUCUCGUUUUGCUAAAUCUCCAAAAUCAUCGACUUACUCUCAAUUAUUUGCAUUACCAAUUUUGUACGCUGUUAUUUCAUUGAUUGGUAUCUUGUCUACCUCAGCAGCCUAUACACUUUAUGGUGAAAAUUAUUGGAGUCCAUUGGAUAUUCUAAGUCGUUAUUUAGAAAACUAUACUUCAGGUAACCGUGCUGGUGUCUUCUUAAUUUCCUUUGCCUUUGCUUUUGAUCAAUUGGGUGCCAACUUAUCUGGUAAUGCUAUCCCAGCAGGAACUGAUAUGACCGCUUUACUUCCAAAAUUUAUUAAUAUUAGACGUGGUUCCUUCAUCUGUGCAUGCAUUGCAUUGGCAAUUUGUCCAUGGAAAUUAAUGUCUUCUUCAUCCAAAUUUACUACAGCCUUAAGUGCCUAUGCCGUUUUCUUGUCUGCAAUUGCAGGUGUCAUGUUCGCUGAUUAUUUCAUCAUUAGAAAAGGUUAUGUCAAUAUCUUCCAUUGUUAUACCAACAAACCAGGCUCUUACUACAUGUACAACAAAUGGGGUACUAAUUGGAGGGCUGUUGUUGCCUAUAUCUGUGGUAUUGUUCCAAAUUUUGUUGGUUUCUUAGGUUCAUUAGACGUCGUUGUUCCAGAAGGUGCAAUGAAGGUCUACUAUCUAAAUUACUAUAUUGGCUAUUUAGUAUCAGCAUUAGUUUAUGUGAUACUGGUAUAUUACUUCCCAGUUGACGGUGUACCAAAUGGCGCAAAGAUCAAAGAUCGUGUCUGGUAUGAAAGUUGGAUUGAAGUUGAAAAUUUCGCUAAUGAAAGAGCUGCAUUCGAAAAAUAUGGUGAUGAAGGUGUUUUGAAAGCAAGAAACACUGUCUAA